GCAGCUCGGCGCAGUUCAUGUGCUUCUAUGGGCUGCUGAACUUCUACCUGUACACCAUGGCGUAUGUGUAUUCGCCAGAUGGACGCUUUGCCCAAGCGGAACUGGCCGUUACUAAGGAUAAUCCAGCCAUCUCCAUGAUCGGACGAUUCCGACGAGGACGUAGUCUACGGCUCCGACGAGGAGUCGCGUCGCCCUCUCACCGCUGUGGGCGGCGGAGCUGGAAGAACGACUACGACAGCGAUUGAUUGGAUAGCGCAGAUUUGUGAGAGUCUGAAUUCCAAAUGUUCCAUAGAGCCAGCGAGGGUUAUAGUGCUAAAUAAGUGUACAAAAUAUUCGCUAACAUUAUGCAUAAAUUAAACGAAUUUCCAAAAUUAAUCUCUGUUUGGAUAAUAAACUGGAAAAUAUAUGCAUUUUCUAAA
This is a messenger RNA of Drosophila suzukii, 419 nucleotides long. The record is from RefSeq and is a predicted model, not a curated record. Lineage: Eukaryota; Metazoa; Arthropoda; Insecta; Diptera; Drosophilidae.